Molecule: messenger RNA, 3081 nt
Organism: Pomacea canaliculata
Lineage: Eukaryota; Metazoa; Mollusca; Gastropoda; Architaenioglossa; Ampullariidae
Exons: 12
Coding region: 196-1242 (348 amino acids)
Biological process (GO): transmembrane transport; monoatomic anion transport
Molecular function (GO): transmembrane transporter activity
Source: RefSeq, a predicted model, not a curated record
UGAGUGCAAACAUGUGAUAAAGCAGGUGACAGUUGUAACGACUUUCCUGAAGGUUGCUGAAUAAUUGAAAUCAAGGGGACAUAUGUACAAACAUGUUUAGAUAACAUAAAUAGCCUUAAUCAACACAGUAUAAAAGACAGCGAGAAAAGAACUAAACCGUUUCUAGAUUUUUCCUCGCAAAGUUUGUCAAGUAAAAUGUCGCGGACUCAAGUGAAGGAAUCCGACGAUGGCCAGUCUCCUCCAAAGCAAAAACCAGGGACGUCCAGACAGAUGUCUGUCCUGUCCACCCUGUCCAUGGCCUCCAAGACUGUGUGCCACAGGGCCACCUCGUGGCGUUAUCGAAUGGCUCUGAUGCUUCACCUCGCCAGUGCCAUCGUCAUUCUCCUCAGGAUGAACAUCUCCUUGGCGCUCGUGUGCAUGACGCGCCACACGCUUUCCAACGGUUCAACCGACGGUUCCCAAGGGUCAGAUGACUUGGCGAACAGUUCUUCUCCAGACUCUGCUGGCGGGAACACCUCAGUGACGGCUGUUUCUGCAGAAUUUGACUGGGAUAGCUCGAUUCAAGGUCUAAUUUUUUCGUCUGGAGGGUUCAUCAGUUUUCUCUUUCCGAUAUUCGCCGAUCCUCUCUGUCGUCUCAUGGGAUCCAAACUGGUGAUGACUAGCUUCACCUUGUUAGCAGGAGUGUUAACUAUACUCAACCCUCUUGCCGCCGGAAUGUCGCCUUACUUUCUCAUCGUCCUCCGCGUUUUCAUAGGGGCAGCUGGGGGCUUAGUGCUCCCAGUGUCAACAGGAUUCUUCUCAUGGUGGUCUCCGGAGUCGGAGAAAGUCACAAUAGCAUCACUUACUUACGCUGGAAUAAACGUAGGAAAUAUUUUAGUCGGGGCGCCAUCUGGCUACAUGUGCUCCAUUCCUAUUGCCAAUGGCUGGCCCUUCAUCUUCUACGUGCAUGGAGCCUUCACCAUUCUGUGGUGUGUCGUAUGGCAUUUUUGUGCAUCCGAAAAGCCGGAAGAUCAUCCUUUUAUAUCUGAAGAGGAGAAAACGUACAUCAUUAGAACGAGGCUUGCUAUGGAUGUCAGCCAGAAGACAACUGCACCACCUUAUCUAGCCAUAGUCACAUCAAAGCCAGUGUGGGCAUUUCUUCUUGUGAUGAUAUCGCAUUCCUUCGCUACCAUGAUUAUCUUUUCUUAUAUGCCAAAAUACAUCGCCACAGUUUUUGAGUUUAACUCGAGCAGGUCGGUCUGAUAACAUCUGUCAGCUACGUGUCUCGCAUUCUUGGAAUCGUCGUCUUCAACUUCUUGUCAAACUCUCUGUUUUCAAGAACACAUCUUACCAAGACUACAAUCCGUAAAGUGGUGCAGUGCUCAGGGUUCUUCUUGUGUGGGGGUUGUCUAAUGAUACUGGGAUUCUUGACAAAUGAUGUAGCGGCCUUGCUGCUUCUCAACACAUAAUGAUGGGUCAGAGUUGUUCUAUGGUCGCUGGCUUCAUUUUGCCGUUGGAUCUGGCUCCCAGAUAUGCUGGGUUUCUCUCUGCGGUGUUCAUGUCUGUGGGAGGUAUAAUCGGUAUCCCAGGUCCUAUCAUUGUAGGCCUCAUGACCCCAGAGGGAACUCUCGAGGAGUGGCGUAACGUGUUUAUCUUCAUUGGAGCCUCGUUUGUGUUCGGGGCUGUAACUUUCCUGUUUCUGGGCAAGUCUGACCUCCAGCCCUGGGCCGUGCCCCCAGGCAGCACUGCAGCCGAGGAGGAGAGACGUCCAGUGACCUCUGAACUUAUAAAUCGCAGGAUGACCAUUAUGUCUUCGGGCCCACCACUCUCGCCUAAGAUCAAUCAGACCAGGUUUCGCUUUGAUGCGGGCGUUGACUACAACUUCCAGAGUGCCAGCUUCACCCGCGACAUCUCUCUGUGGCCCAGUAGGACAGAUGGACGUCAGGCUCGUGCGGUGUCCAAUGACGUAACCGGAAUAACCGUCACUGAGCUCGAGGAGUUACGUUUUGAUGAAGUAUCGACCACGGCUCCUUAUCAAAUUGACAAUCAUUCAAACUCCUUCCACGUGACACGUACUGAUGUCAACGACAAGGAUGUCAACAGCAAUGACUACGUCAACCCUGGAUUUUAUCCGAUCCUGAAGUGGUCACUGCAGGAGAGGAACAAGUGGAAAACAAGGCAAAAGAGCAGGAGAAAGAGUGUAGAGGAAUAAAGGACGCAAGACAUCUAUGCAAGCACCUCGUACUUUAUCUAUGGACGCAAAAUAUUAGGAACACUAUCGACUUUGGAGCCACCAGGUUGUCCUUUAUUGACCAAGAAAUAUAUACUCGUAGUUAUGUCAUAAUGCAAAGUUAGUGUGCCUACUGCUACUUAGCUAUUUUUAAAGGCUUCAUAAGGUCCUUUUUUAAUGCUCUGUGCACGUUUCCAAAUUUAUGACAUUUAAAAAAAAAAUGCAAUAUGUACAUCUUAAAAAGGAAAUGUGAUAAUGUUGGCAAAAUUUUAUUUAAAGGAGAAAAACAGAAAUGAAGUUUCUUUCUAUGAUUCUUAUCAAAAUUUUAAACGCGGACACCAAAAAUAAAUGGGUAAAAAUGUUUGAAAUAUUUUCCUAUAUUACUAAAUUAACGAAUUCAUUAUUGAAAUACAAAGCACUGCCUAGAACUGAACCAUAAUGCUGAAAUCAGAUGUAAAUUAAAUAGAGUGAAUCAUGAAUGUCUGUAAAGGAGAUACAACCACCUCUGUCCACACUCUGCGCACUCACAUUCUUUAAGCAGAAGCUUCCAACACCUUUUCUGUGCUUCCUUUGGUAAAAUGUGAUUUACAGACAGCUGAUAUUUUUGUGCUGGUCAUGUAUCAUACUUUGAACUUUGCAUUGUAUGAUGUAUUAUAUUAUUCGUGCAUUUAGUUUCUUUUCAGGGAUAUAUCAUGUCACAGAUACGACUAUUAUUUAUUGUAUAGGUAGGGGAAGGGGACAUUAUCUCACGCCUCAUUGUAUUUGUCUUUUAAUAAAAUUCGUUGGUUGAUUAAGACAGAUGUGACAGACUUUUUUUUAUAAAAAGAAAAAAACCAUGAAAAAGCUUGCGUUUUGUUUCAAUGCAUUCUUUA